AUGUUGGAAAGUGCAAAUUUGGCUAAUCGACUAAUACAUGGACAAGUAACAAAUGCUCAAAAUGCUGAAGAACUCUAUCAAUUAAAACGUGAAAAUUGUAAUUUAAAAAAACAAUGUGAUGAAUUAAAACAAAUUCCAUUAGUCUAUCGUUCACAACAAUCAUUACCAUUAUCAGUACCUACAGGAAAUAAUAUCCAUGAAUUAACAGCACCAUAUCAACAAUCUGAUUUCUUGUCAUUACCAAUCCCUACAAUUACGAACAUAUCAAAAUCAGAUCAAUCAGACGAUGAAUUAAAGUAUUAUCGAUUGAAAGAAAGUGAAAUGAAUAUUGAAUUAAAACUACUUCAAGAAUCUGUCAAAAAAUUGAAUGACGAGAAUCGUCGAUUACAAGAAACACCUCAGAUUGAAAUAGCUUCAUUACAAGAAGAAUUAACUUUAGUCAAAAUGCGAGAUGCGGAAGCAAAUGUUAAUAUGAAUGAAUUGAAACAGAGAAUAGCCGAUUUAAAUAGGGAAUGGCAAAUACAUGAUCAGAAAUGUAAAAGUAUAUUCAAUAAACAAGAGCAAAUAUCAAAUCCACAAGAAUAUGAUUUAAUUGAACAUGAAUUAUUGACACUAAAAAUGCGUGAAGCACAAACAGAUUGUGAAAAUAAAUUAUUAUCACAAAAAAUCAUGGAUUCUGAAACACAGAAACAAGUUGCAUAUAAUCAAAUAAAACGUCAAGAUGACGAAAUUCAACGUGUCAAAUUAGAAUUACAAGAACAUCAGACAAGAGAAAGUGAAUUAAGAUCACAAAUCACCGAUAUCAAACAUCAAAUGAGAGAUUUAGAAAUUAAACAAAAAGAAGAUUCAAUGAUGAUUAAAAUUCGCGAUGCUGAAAGUACACAAAUGAUUGGAGAUUUACGACAAAAAAUUGCAGAAUUAGAAGUCCAGAAUCAAGAAUUAGUCACAACUGGUCAACUAUCUGAUGAUAGAGAUUUACAAGACAAAUUAAAUGAGUUGCAAGAAGAGUUGGAAAAAAGUCGAAUAACUCGCAGUUUAUCGUUACCAUAUAUGAGACGUACAAGUCUAGCCUACCUGUCAAAUAUUAAAACACAAUCCAUUAAUGAAAUUGAUAAUGAUGAUAUAAUGAAUUUACGUUUAAAAAAUGGUUCAUCAUCGGCCUUAUAUCGUCGUUACUCAGCAUCAAAUUAUCAGAAUGAUUAUGAAGACAGUGGCGAUGAAGACCACGAUGACUUAUUUUCAUCAACAAUUAAUGCAACUGCAAUUCAUCCCAAUUUAUCAAUAUUAUCACCAAAAUGUCUACAUUCCUCAUCUUCCUUAAAAUCGACUACUUCAAUAACAUCGCUUAAAACAAAUGAAAUACGAUUACCGUCACAAUCAAAUUUAGAUAAAACUGAAAAUACAUCAUCAUUUGUAUUAAAUGUUAAACCUGAUCAUUUGAACACUCGUUCUUCGUCAGCAUAUCAAGAUGAUUUUAAUCGAAACAGUGAUUUAGACGAUUCGGCACCAUCUGUCACUAGUUCUACAACUAACGAAAUAAUAUCUUCUCGACAAAUGUAG
Didymodactylos carnosus is the source of this 1560-nucleotide messenger RNA. The record is from the annotation of a GenBank genome assembly. Lineage: Eukaryota; Metazoa; Rotifera; Eurotatoria; Philodinida; Philodinidae.